Molecule: messenger RNA, 2877 nt
Organism: Theobroma cacao (cacao)
Lineage: Eukaryota; Viridiplantae; Streptophyta; Magnoliopsida; Malvales; Malvaceae
Source: RefSeq, a predicted model, not a curated record
ACCCCCUCCGCCCCUCACCCUCUUGCAAAUGCAAAACGAUGAGAUGGAUGAAAGCGUAAAGCAAAAAAUGGCGGUUGAAAUCCCGAAGGAUCUAAUAACCCAACUCCAGAUCGCACUCCGCAAACAAGCCAACGUCCCUUCCUACGAUCCAAACGACUCAUCGCUCCCCGAUCUCCCUUCCCUCCCUCACUUAAUCUCCGACUCUCCCCACUUCCGCUGCCUCCACUGCAAAGCCCAUCUCCUCCGAGGCCCCGACUCCCUCUUUUGCAUUUUCUGCGGAAAAUGCCAGUCCAAUAGUGAGACGCCCCCUCAGCCCAUCAAAUUCAAGUCCACUUCCGGUUACCGCUGGUUCCUCCGCUCUCUCAACUUAGAUGGAUCUGAAACGGUGGGAGAGUCUUUAGAAGGGAAUGAAUGGAACAGAGGACCGCGACAGGAGUUUCGAUUAUCUGAUCUUUUAGAUUUAGAGAUCAGGUGGAAUGAUGCCGAACCGGAGAGUUUUGAAUCUAGUUUGGGAAAGAAUAAUCAUUUGAAUUUGGCUGGACUUGAUCUUGAUGAUGAUUUUUUAGCUGAAAGGAAAGGAGAUUCUGUUUCAAUACCAACCCAAGGGACAUUGCCCCUAAAGGAAGAGAUUGAUUCUACUGGUAGUGAGUUUCAAUCUCGUCAAAACCUUAGUUUGUUUGAGAAUCAGGUUUCUAAGAGUAGUGGUUCUGUUUCUGGUUGGCAGGCUGACUUUCAGUCUGCUGAUUCUAGAACAGAUCAUAAUGCUAUUAGCUCCCAAUCGUCUGAUCCUUUUGUGGGUUCCUCAAAAGAUCUUUCUGCCCAUGUGGACAUGGUCUCUGGACAGGUUAACAAUUUGUUUGAUGGAAAAGAAGAUGAUAAUCAAUCUUCUUCCAAAUCCCAAACAAACAACUUGUUUCGUGAUGAUAUGCAGAGUAAUUCCACUUCAGGGGAGAGAAUAGACCAAGCAAAUAUUUCUUCUUCUGCGAAUGUUGACUGGGUUCAAGGUGAUCAAGGACAAAUCAUUGGCAACAAUACCCCCAAUAAAAGAACUCCUGAUGAUGAUGAUGAUUCCUUUGAUGCUUGGAAUGAUUUUAAGGGUUCCGCCAGUGCACCAGAUGCUGCUAAAACUUAUUGGGACCAGACUACUGAUGGUAUGAAGUCGAUGAAUGAAAAAGUUCAUGAUUCUUUUUCUGGAUGGGGGCCUGGCUCUGAAUCUACUGCUUUUGAAACUCAGCAUGAGGUAUCCAAAUCUUUUGAUAAUUUUGCUGGCUCUUCUGCUGACCUUUCUACUCACACGGACAGUGUCUUUGGAACAGGAAAAGACUCAUUUCAUGGAAAAGCAGUAGAUAACAGAACUUCAUCCCACACUAAUUGGUUUCAAGAUGAUCUAUGGAGUAAUUCCACCUCAGGGACUGUUCAUCAUGCUGAGCAAUCUGAUUUGAAUGUAGGUAAUAAGGAUGAUGGGAUGUUAGGAAAUACAAAAUCUCCCGUGAGUGUAAAUGGAAUUGAAGAUGAUCAAUGGCCAACAAGUAGCAACAAGGCAGUGGAUGAUGGAACCAAUGAUGAAGAUGAUGAUUCAUUUGGGGCUUGGAAUGAUUUUAAAGGCUCAAGUGCCUGGGGUUCUUCGAUAAGUUCUUGGAAAGAACCAGCUAACUGUUCCAGUUCUACUGAAGAGAAGAGCAGUGACCCUUUUUCAGGAUGGGACACUGACUUUCAAUCUGCUAGUUCUACAAAUCAUAAUGACAGUUCCAAAUCAUUUGAUCCUUUAGUGGGUUCUUCAAUUGAUCUUUCUGAUCACAUGGAUACUGUCUUUGCAUCAGGAAAAGAUUUUGUUGAUGGAAAAGCGAAAGAUGGCUCCAAUGUUUCCAGCACAAACAAUUGGUUUCAGGAUGAUCUAUGGAGUAAUUCUACCUCAAAGGUAACUUGUCAAGCUGAAAAUUUUGAUGCAACUAUUGAUGUUAUGGAUUCUGGAGCAGCUCAGAGUAUGCAUAAUUCUCCCUCAAUGAACGUUGAUUGGUUUCCAGAUGAUCAAUGGCUAACUGGCAACAACAAGGCACCUGAUAGAAAAAAUGUUGACAAAUCAGACAAUUCUUUUCGUGAGUGGAAUGAUUUUAAAAGCUCAACUACUAUGCAAGAUGCUUUUAGUGAUCCUUCAAAACAAGCUGCUAGACCUGAUAAAAUAACAAUUGAUGAUAAUGAUGACUUGUCUGCUGCUUGGAAUGAUUUUACUAGCUCAAUUAGUGCAAAUGAUCCUUCAAGUAUUUCUUUCAAACAUACUGUCAAUCAUGAGAAGCCUUCUAUUGGAACUUCAGAAAUACACUUCUUCAGUAUGGAUAGCAAUUCACAUGAUAAUAAUUCUGGUAAUUUAUCUCAACCUGAUCUCUUUUCAAGGUCAUUCAGCAAUCAAAAUGGCUCUACGGAAGCUCCCGUUUCAAACAGGAUGGCAGAUGCAAGUGUAAGAGGUGGUAGUAAUGCUGAAGUUGCAAAAAAUGGAGGUUUUUCCAGUGCAACAACAGGGUCAAAAACAGAUGAUAUAGAGAUACUGAUGUCACAAAUGCAUGAUUUAUCCUUUAUGUUGGAAAGGAAUCUUUCAAUACCUCCAAAAGUAGAUGAGUAUAAUUAACUUUGUAAAGAUUGAGAGCCAUUUUUUUUCCCUCUCAAGUUUGUAUUGUUUUGUUGGUUCUUGUCUGCACUGUAUCCUAGUUUUGAUUGGUCCAUGCAUCUGAAAUUCUUUCCUGCAUCCAGUGGUCGUAUGGCUUUGUUCUUCCUCUUAUAUUAGAAGAAUGUAUUAUGAAAUGAUUAACGAACUUAUCUUAAUAAACGUGGUUUGUAGAUGUUGUUUUUAGUUCAAUAAUACGAGAAAAGUUGCUUCUGCUA